Triplophysa rosa is the source of this 5003-nucleotide messenger RNA. It is a transcript of the gene slc25a38b, whose product is annotated as solute carrier family 25 member 38b. Gene Ontology annotation, biological process: glycine import into mitochondrion. The coding region runs from base 1835 to 2734 and encodes 299 amino acids. NCBI's taxonomy places the organism in Eukaryota, Metazoa, Chordata, Actinopteri, Cypriniformes, Nemacheilidae. Gene Ontology annotation, cellular component: mitochondrion; mitochondrial inner membrane. The record is from RefSeq and is a predicted model, not a curated record. The transcript has 7 exons. Gene Ontology annotation, molecular function: glycine transmembrane transporter activity.
UUGAGCCGUCCCUGUUUGAUUUAAUAUAAAUCUGUCUUAGAUUUGAAUGUAUACUCAUGUGAAAUAUUUUGAGUGUCAUUUUAUAAAGGUUGAUUUAACAGGCUUAUCAUGAACUUGUGUGGAUGAUUGGUUGGGUAAUACUCAAUGUCGUGCUUUUGCUGUUGGAACUUAGAAGGCAGUUUGCAUGUUACCAUAACAAGUGCUUCAAUGUGUGACAUUACUAACUAUAUCAUUGGGAUCUAACAUAGAAUUUUCAAUAGCCAGUACAGAUACCUCGAGAUCGAUGUGAUAUAAUGGCAAUAUUUUAUAUAAAGAAUAACGCAUAGCCAGCUGGCUGUGAUCGCAGAAUAAACCUUGACAGGGUGAUCAGGUUUUGUUUUACCCUCAAGGGGUUUAUUUUGAGGAGUUAACUGUCUAGUUUUACAUUAUCUUGCUUAUGCGUGAUGAAAUAUCAUUCAUUUUAAAUAUUUUAUUAGCUUAUUUCUAACAAAUGCAAACCUUCUGCGAGGAGAAAACGUUUUCUAGCGGCUUUAGGGAAGGACCCCGAAGUUCAAACAAGACGAAAUUGCAAUUUGGUUUAAUCCUUUUUAAAUAUAGGCCCGGUUUCACAGACAGGGUUUAACUUGAGUCAGGACUAACUCUUAGUUAAAUUAUGAUAUUUAAGUUACUUUUAUAAAAAUGCCUUCGUAAAAAACAUUACGGAUGUGCCUCUUGAGACGAAACAAUGGCACUGACAUAUAUGAAGAUGUUUUAGGGCAAGAUUUUCAUUCAAAAUUUCAUUUUAGUCUAGGACUAGCUUUAAGCCUUGUCAGUUAAACCGGGCAAUAAUGAAAUAUAAUUUGUAAAUAUAAAAAAGUGAAUUAUUUGUAAAUGUUGAACUGUACCCGUCAAGAUUACUUGCAGUGUCCGGAUAAGUGUGUUAUCAGUUUUGCUGUUGUUAUCUGGGAAUAACAUACUUCAGAAUGUUGCAUCUGACCAAUCAGAAUUAAGAAUUUCAGAGAGCUGUUAAAUAGAUAUAUUUAUAAGGUAUUUGUAAUACAAUAAUGCAUUUUGAUAAAUGCAAAUAAGUUGUGCAUGAAAAAACUAACACUUAUUUUACACAAAUAUACUGGAAAACAAAAUAUGCAUAAUCAAUUGAAAAAGCUUGUAUUUUUUCAGACCUCAAAUACUGCAAAGAAAACAAGUUCAUAUUCAUUUUUAAGCAACACAACAGUCAUAUUUCUACAUGUAUUUAGGAAAAGUUCAAGAAAUAUUUUUAUGUGAUAACCUGGAUUUGAUCACAUUGCUGUUGGGUGACUUUGUGUCACUCCUGAGGUUUGAUUUUAUUGAAACACAAACAAUGGACUGGAAUGGCCACAAUACACCUAGAAAUGCUGAUUUGAUAUGAAAAUUUGGAAUGGUCUCUUCAUUUUUUCCGCGGCUGUAUACUGUGUAUCCCUGCUGAAACUUUGUUGGAAUUGAAGGAUGCAGUACAUGCUUCCAGUGGAUGACCCACAUUACCUCUGUCACAUCCACUCACGCUCAUAUUCAUAUUGCCUUAUCCACAUAUGCCGUCGGCGACUGUAUGAGUCACGCUGUCCUCAAACUGACAGAGGAGAGGAAUACAAAUGGGCAGAGAGAUGUUGUGCGUGUUUAGGUGUGAGGCAGCGACGAUGAGCUCGGAGAAGCGACGCUGAGAUCUGCAAGCGUGGAAGCUUGUGGAUUAAGCCAUUGAAUGCUCCUACAGUGGGUGGGAGGGGGGCGAGAGCGAUUUCUGGGCAUUGUGAUGGAGAGAGAGAUGGGGGCUUAUUCUGUCAUGUGCUGUUAGAGACAACAGAAAGUGUGAGAAAAAGAGAUGCAGGAGAAAAAGGACCCUCAGCCCAAAUCUGCCAGCAGCCUGGGAAAGGCUCAUCCUGCCCUGAAGGCCUUCAUGUGCGGCUCUCUCAGCGGCACCUGCUCCACUCUGCUGUUCCAGCCUCUGGAUCUGGUGAAGACAAGACUUCAGACCCUCCAGAACAACAUGCACCCGGGGGCUCCUAAAGUCAGGAUGAUUACAGUAUUUUUUAACGUGAUCCGCACAGAGAAGCUGCUCGGCCUGUGGAAGGGGGUUUCACCGUCGUUUAUGCGCUGUAUUCCUGGCGUGGGGAUCUACUUCAGCACAUUUUACUCGCUGAAGCAGCAUUUCUUCCUGGACGGGUCUCCAAACGCAGGGGAGGCGGUGUUGCUAGGGGCGGGGGCUCGAUGCGUGGCAGGUGUGGCCAUGCUGCCCAUCACAGUCAUUAAAACUCGUUUUGAGAGUGGGCGAUACAACUACGCAAGUGUAGCUGGAGCUCUCAAAAGUGUGUGUCAGAAAGAGGGUCCGAGGGCUUUGUAUUCUGGGCUCACGGCGACCCUGCUCAGAGACGCCCCAUUCUCUGGGAUAUAUGUCAUGUUCUACAGUCAGGCCAAAAAAGCCAUACCACAGAAGGUCAGCUCGUCAUCUUUUGUCCCCCUGGUUAAUUUCGGCUGUGGUGUGGUUGCUGGUAUUUUGGCCUCUCUGGCCACUCAGCCAGCAGACGUGAUAAAAACUCACAUGCAAGUGAGCCCGGCACUGUAUCCCAGGACCAGCGAUGCUGUACGCUUCGUUUAUGCUGAGCAUGGCUUGAGUGGGUUUUUUCAAGGAGCGGUUCCUCGUUCUGUGAGGAGAACCCUCAUGGCUGCGAUGGCCUGGACGGUGUAUGAGCAGCUGAUGGCUCGCAUGGGCCUGAAGUCUUAAAGAUGCCUGGCAGAUACGCUUUAUCUGUGGACUUUCGUACCGUGUGUGAUAGUUACAGAGUGUGUUUGACCUGUGCAGACGAUGACAGACCGAUUUAAUAAAACGAAAGCAGCUAGCGCCGGCUAAGCUAUAGAUGGCGGGAGGGUCUCGUGUACGUGUGUGAUUGUCCGUUUAUGUUUGUAUUUUUUAAGUGAGUUAUCUUGUGAGACCUCUGACAGUGACAUACCUAAAUCGCAGCAGAGUGGGUUUGUCAGCCUUAGACUGUUGACGUCUGCAUAUUCAGACAGAAGUCUGCACUGAAACGUACCAAUGAGAGACCGAGCGGCUCACAGCAAACACAAGAAAAUCCUCCUUUUGGCAACCGACCAAUGAACUCUCAGUGGCCAUUUUGCCAACAAAGAUUUUCUGGGCUCCGGUGUUCUGAGAUCGCUCUUAAGCCCAGUCUCCUCAGUUAAAAAUCCUAGUCUAGGAGGAGACUUGAUGGUUUUAUAAAGCUGCAGCGCUCAGACAAUCAGACUGACUUACCCCAGGGCUGAGAAACUGAACUAAAACCACACGACUCACUCACAGACCCCAAUACUGACUGAUAUUUGUGCGUCUCAAUGCGAUGAUUUGUGCCGUGCUGCUGAUGUUAGGAGAGACUGCAGGGAUUCAUCUGUAGGCUAUAUUUACAACAAUGAAAAUGAACAUUGAAACUGGAAAUUGCCUGAAAUGAACAAGAGUUUCCUGGGUACAGAGGGCAUUGAUUGAACAGGAAUUUACUUUAAAAAAAUGCUAUAGUUGCGGGGAGAAGGUGAAGUAUGUUUACACGUAUCAGUCAGACAAUACUACAAUUUUAUUUGACUCUAUUUGCCAGUGUGCUGUCAGUCCGUUUUUGAUUGACGUUGUUUUGUGUAAAACCUGCUGUAAGACACCAUCAUGUCAUCAGUGGUGGUCAGUGUCAACAUGACAGUGUAGUGUGCUGUUGUCUCAUGAUACCUGAAAAAUAUGUCCAAAGUCAUAUUCAACCCUAAAAUAGAAAAUGCCUGAAUUGAAGAACGUUCAGAUUUUGGCAUUGUGACAUAAAAAGACUUUAUCAUAGUCUUUAUUUAGCAAACAUCUGAACGCAUCAUUCUAACAAUUUGGAGAGAAAUUGUUUUAAAUGUUCAUAUAACAUUGCAAGGAAUCCUACCGGUCGUUCAAUAUGAGUUGUCUUCAUGCAGAUGUAUGAUUCCUUUUAUUCGGAUUUGAUUUUGAAAUGUGACAUGAACGUGUUUUAAUGAAAUUCACCUUUGGGGUUCAUCAGGUUUUUCAACGUUUCGUCUUUGUGAUGGCACUUUGCCUACUAACACUUUCACACAUUUGUGCUUGAAGUGUGACUUCACAUUAACAAUGCACAAAUAAAUUUGGAGGGUUCCUAUCCUACAUAUGUUAUGUUAAGUGUAAGGUUGACCUGAAGUCAUGAAACUGUCAUGAGCUAAAUUCAGUGUUUUAAUUCGAUUAUUUUUUUUAAUCCUGUGAUUAACUCAAUUGUCUAUCCUGACACUACAGGCUUAACCAUUGCAAAAUAAAAUUGUUUAAUGUCCAUGAUGUUAAGAUACAUUUGGAUCACACUACAUGGAUCUCCACAUCAUAGUUUGUGAAAGCACUUUAAAUUCUGUGAAGUUAACUUCAUUGGAACUGAAGCUAAUUGGUAUGUGUGUGAGUGUUGGUGAAACUGUAUGUAAGCCAUUGUGCUUUGUGCUGUACUGGGAAGAUAUUUUGCCUUCACACAGUCAUUAUUUUAUCUUCAGCAUUUCAUUUUGCCAUUAUUGUUGAUAUUUGGUUUGUGUUGAAAUGCACAUGCAAAUGUUGUGCUUAUGUUAAUAUACGAAUACAAUUGUCCCAUUUUAUAAAUAAAUGUUAUAAGGUUUAAUGCAGACGGUUUUUGUUAUCGAGUAAAUAUGCACCAUGUUCUUGUGCUUUUGCCACAGAGUCACGUGUUUGUGUACAUUUCUUUAGAAGUAUAUACUUUAACCAAGCUUUACACAUUUAUUAAAUAGGCUAGCCUGAGGACUCAAAUCCUCCAAAGCAAGUGGCCACAAAAUAUUUUUUGCUCCAACUGGAUGCUGCUGAUGGCAGGAAAAAUUCUGGUAUGUAUUGUAUUUUUCAUGAUUGUACAGCACUUUGGUAUAACAAUUGUUGUUUCACAUUUCCACUGUAAGAUGAAUGUAGUUCGAGCAUUGAACUUUAUCUACUGUGCUCACAAAAGUAUUUUUCUCUUGCAUUCAUCUCCACAGACAUCAAUUAA